GUGACGUGUACAAGCAUUUCCUGCAGAGAGACCGGCAAGAUGGCAGCGGACACGCAGGUUUCAGAUAUACUGAAGAAAUUUGCUGCGAGAGUGACUACAGCCAGUGUGAAAGAGCGCAAGGAGAUAUUCGGAGACCUAAAACAAUGUGUAAAGGGCAAAGAGUUGCCAGAGCCUGCCAUCAAAGGACUAUGCAAGCUCUUCUGUCUCACUCCACACAGAUAUCGGGAUGCUGCGUCACGCAGAGAGCUACUCUCUGUCAUUGGCCAGCUGGCUGAGAGUCAGCCUGCCAUCCUGGUAACCAGCCUCCUCCACUGCCUGCUGAAUUGUGGAGUCAUCAGCAAAAAUGGAGAGCCCAGUAAAAGCACAGGCUCUGCUGCCUUUAUCGGCUUGUCUUGGACCUGUCUUUUAGUCCCCAGUGUGUUUUCUGCCACAGAGAAAAGAGAAGGAUCCAUCUGGAAGAAAAUGGUGGAGGUUCAGAGCCUUCUUGUGGCCGAGGUGGUGGGUGGAGCUCAGAACACGGCUCAGAAAUCAAGCUUCAAGAAACUCUGUCACCUCUGGGAGGAGAGCCCCGGGCUGGUUGAUCAAUACAUCAGUACUCUGCUGACUCUGGACCAGAACUCUACAACUCUGGUCAUGCUGGGGGUGUGUUUAGACUUCUGCGCUGCUCAGAAAGACAAAGCUACAAUAGAGAAGCAUAAGAGUGCGAUGUUGGACCUGUACGUAAAAUCAGUCCUCAUGAGCAAGACAAAACCACAGCAGCACAUUUUGGACAAAAGCAGCUCCCUACUGCGCCAUGUGUCCCACUCUGAGUUCAAGGAACUGCUGCUUCCUGCCCUGCAGAAGACCAUGCUCCGCAGCCCAGAGAACGCUAUGCAGACUGUUUCCUGCCUGUUGUCAGCUGUAACCCUCGACCUCAGUCAGUAUGCUGUGGAUAUCGGAAAGGCCUUAGCAAGCCAGUUGAAAGCUAAUAAUGCCCAGCUCAUGGAGGAAGCAGUGCAGGCCAUGGAGAAUCUGGCCCAGCAGUGCAGUGAUCCCACUGCUGUGCAAGAUGUCGUCACACACCUCUUCAAGAUCCUUGGAGGGUCUGAGGGAAAGCUCACAGUUGUUGCCCAAAAGAUGAGUGUGUUGUCAGGUGUUGCCAGCUGCAGCCAUCAUGCUGUGUCAGGAACUUCCAGCCAGACUCUGAGCUCUGAUGUCGCUGUGAUGUUCAUUCCUUAUCUACAACAAGAAGUUCAUGAGGGCACCUUGGUGCAUGCAGUAUCUGUGCUCUCUCAGUGGAGCAGUCGCCUCACAGUGGAGGUUCCUACUGCUCUGCUGGACUGGUUGAAGAAAGCUUUCACCCUCAAGACCUCCACCUCUCUGGUUCGACACGCCUACCUUCAGGCCAUGCUGGGAGCCUUCAAAGGUGACACUCUGGCCCAAGCCUCAGACCUCAUGCCCCUGCUCCUCCAAACAGUUGAGAAGGCUGCAGCACAGAACUCCCAACAUGCUUUGCUUGCUGAAGGUGUGGCGGCUUCUGUUCUUUUGAGUCGACUGGCUCUGUUGGAGACACAAACAGAGACAAAAUUCACCACCUUUUGGAGCCUGAUCUUAGAUGAAAAGAAACCACUGUUCACUACAGAGAAGUUCCUCUCUCAGGGCAGUGAAGAAACUCUGCUCACUGUGCUGCAGCUCUGUGAAAGGCUGUUUUUGGACCAUGCUCACCGGCUUACUACCAGCAAAUCACAGAUGUAUCAUCACGCAACAGUUGCAGUUCUGUUAUCUCGGAGCUGGCGGGUGAGAAAGAGAGCACAGCAGAUGAUCAGGAAGCUGCUCUCCUCUCUUGGGGGAUCCAGUCUUGCCCACGGCCUUCUGGGAGAACUCCGUGUGGUUAUCAACAAACACAAAGUUUUACCCCAGGAUGUCCUGGUGUCAGAGUCAGGAGAGCUGACUGAACUCGGUCGUAGCUAUGCUCCCCCUCGUGUCCUGCUGGAUGCACUGUGUGUUGUUUGUUCCUCUGCCAGUCAGUGGGGCGAUCCUUUGGAAGCUGAGAAUCUGGCCAUGGAGACCCUCAUAGUCACUCAUCAUCCAUCUAUAGUUGAAGCUCGCUCAGGCCUCUGGCCUAUUCUGCUCUCCUCCAUGAACAUAAAAGCUGAAGAAUUCAUAGAAAAGAAUCUGGAAGCGAUUUUGCCACUUCUGCUGGAGGUCAAUGCUGACAAUCAGGCGGUAAAGAAUGCAGUCGGUGCCCUCUCUGGCCUUUCCCCCAACAAGCUGUUACCACGGGUGAUCAGUCAAGUCAUCGAAGGGCUUUCCCAACCUGCUAUGCUUCAGGUCACUAGGGAGGAGUUCGCUAUCAUGCUGACACCCGAGGGACAACUGUAUGACAACAGCAUCAUCCAGAGUGCCCAGAAAGAAAACACCAAGAAAGUAAACAUGAAGAGAGAAAACAAGGCCUAUUCCUACAAGGAACAGAUCAUUGAACUGGAGCUACAGGAGGAGAUGAAGAAGAAAAAAGGCAUCAAAGAUGAGGUGCAGCUGACCAGCAAACAAAAGGAAAUGAUGCAAAUUCAGCUGGAGAAGGAAUCUGCUAUUCGCAAAAGACUUCAAGCGUUGGAUGUAGAGCUGCAGAGCGUGGUGGGUUUGCUGGAAGCCACUCUGAUAGAGAGACCAGCUGAGAUCACUAGGGAGCUCCCUGCGGUCCUCCAGGUCCUAAUGCCGCUGCUCCACUCCCCUCUGGCUGCUCCGUGCAUCCAGCAGGUCUUCUUGGAUAUCGGCGUGUGCCUCAUGCCCAAACACCUGCAACAUCUUGCUGUACUUGUGGGUCAUGUGACUUUACGGUUGCUGAAGCCUGAGUGUGACUUGGACAAGGCCUGGGAACAGGAGGACCUGGACACAGCAGCCCACCGCACUGUGAUGCUGCUGCAUAACCACACUGUCCCACAGAGAGAGGGCAAGACAGGCGAUGUGGCCACACUCUCGGCUCCUGCUUUUUCCUUCUGUUUUCCUCUUCUCAACGCAACACUCAGGGAGUCUUCAGGCAGCACAGAGGAGACUGAGAACUUGAUGAUCAGAGCAUUGCAGGUCAUCAACGAACACUCCCAGCUUCGGGCCGACACAGACGGUGAUGAUCUUGUCAUAGAUGAGAACGGACCAGAGCUGCUUCCACGUGUCAACAUGCUGCUGCUACUGAUCAGAGUUAUUUCAACAGCUACCCCGAGGCUCCAGGUGUUGGCCUCUCAGUGCCUGACAGCUCUGUCUGCCAGUGCUGGAGGAGGAGAUGGCUGCACUGUAGCAGAGCAGCCAGAGAUCGACGUCCUGCUCAACGCCUUGCUGUCCCCCUGCUUCUCUGUCCGGGAUGCUUCCCUCAGGGGGCUGUUGGAGAUGGAGUUUGCCCUUCCUACAGACAGCACAGAGGCAAGCGGAAUGAGUUUACUGCGCAGACUUUGGGUUGCCAGAUUUGAUGUUGAGGAGGAGGGACGAGCUUUGGCUGAAAAGCUCUGGGAGUCUCUGGGUCUGGAGUUGGUCCCUGAACUCUGCUCCCUGUUGAUUGGAGAUGUCACUCACCACGAGGAGGCCAUUCGUUCAGCUGCAGCAGACGCUCUGUCAAGUGCCGUGUCCCAGUACAGAGACCAGUCUGCCACAGUGCUUGGCCAGCUUACUGAACUCUACCAUCAGAAGCUUUAUAGGCCACCUCCUGUGCUGGAUGCCCUGGGCCGAGUUAUCUCUGAAGCGCCACCUGACCAGUGGGAGGCCAGGUGUGGCAUUGCUCUGGCUCUGAACAAGCUGUCGCAGUAUCUGGAUGAAUCCCAGGUCACCCCUCUCUUCCUCUUCUUUGUUCCUGAUGCUCUGAAUGACCGCCACACUGAGGUGCGGCGUUGCAUGCUGGAUGCUGCCCUCUCAGCGCUCAACACACAUGGAAAGGACAAUGUCAGCUCCCUGCUGCCAGUGUUUGAGGAGUUUCUGAAGAAUGCACCGCAGGAUGCCAGCUACGACUCUGUCCGUCAGAGUGUGGUUAUUCUCAUGGGCUCCUUAGCCAAACAUCUGGACAAAAAUGACCCCAAGGUCAAACCCAUCGUGGCCAAGCUCAUCACUGCACUCUCUACACCUUCACAGCAGGUCCAAGAGUCUGUGGCCAGCUGCUUGCCUCCUUUAGUCCCUGCCAUCAAGGAGGAUGCUGCAGGGAUUGUAAGAAACCUGCUGCAGCUGCUGCUGGAGAGUGACAAAUAUGCAGAGAGAAAGGGAGCAGCGUAUGGACUGGCUGGACUGGUCAAAGGUCUCGGAAUCUUGGCACUGAAACAGCAGGACAUCAUGACCACACUAACAGAUGCCAUCCAGGACAAAAACUUCAGACGGAGGGAGGGGGCACUGUUUGCCUUUGAGAUGCUGUGUAACAUGUUGGGGAAGCUGUUUGAGCCAUACGUUGUCCAUGUACUGCCACACCUUUUGCUCUGCUUUGGAGAUGGAAACCAAUAUGUGAGAGAGGCUGCAGAUGACUGUGCCAAAGCUGUUAUGAGGAACCUGAGUGCCCACGGAGUGAAGCUUGCUCCUUCUCUGCUAGUGGCCCUGGAGGAGGAGUCUUGGAGAACUAAAGCAGGCUCCGUGGAGUUGUUGGGUGCCAUGGCUUACUGUGCACCCAAGCAGUUGUCUUCCUGUCUGCCCAGCAUCGUGCCGAAGCUUACCGAGGUACUGACUGACUCACAUGUGAAGGUGCAGAAAGCCGCCAGCAGCCUCCGGCAGAUUGGCUCCGUCAUCCGCAACCCUGAAAUCUUGGCCAUCACCCCAUCCUGUUGGACGCCCUCAACUGAUCCUUCCAGGAAGACCCAGACGUGCCUGCAGACGUUGCUGGACACCAAAUUUGUACACUUCAUCGACGCUCCCUCCCUGGCCCUUAUCAUGCCCAUCGUUCAGAGGGCCUUCCAAGACCGCUCCACUGACACUCGCAAGAUGGCCGCUCAAAUCAUUGGCAACAUGUACUCCCUUACUGACCAGAAGGAUCUAUCACCCUACCUGCCAAGUACGUACAGUCUCAGCCAAGCUCUGGGUGCCAUGGUGAAGGGGAUGGGUGAAUCCUGCUUUGAUGACCUGCUGCCAUGGCUCAUGGAGACACUGGCUUCUGAGCAGAGUUCUGUGGACCGCUCUGGAGCUGCACAAGGUCUGGCUGAGGUGAUGGCUGGACUGGGAGUAGAGAAGCUGGAUAAGCUGAUGCCAGAUGUAGUCCAGACUGCCAGCAUGGACAUGCCUUCCCACGUCAGAGAUGGCUACAUCAUGAUGUUCAUCUACCUGCCUCUCACCUUUGGAGAUAUUACUCCCUAUGUUGGGCCCAUCAUCCCCUGCAUUCUCAAGGCUCUGGCUGAUGAGAAUGAGUAUGUGAGAGACACGGCACUGCGAGCUGGACAGAGAAUUAUCAGCAUGUAUGCAGAGACUGCCAUUGCACUGCUGCUUCCUGAGCUGGAACAAGGCCUGUUUGAUGACCUGUGGAGAAUCAGGUUCAGCUCUGUACAGCUGCUUGGAGAUCUGCUGUUUCAUAUCUCUGGAGUGACAGGAAAGAUGACCACAGAGACCGCCCUCAGAGGAUGACAAUUUGGAACUGCUGCAUCCAAUAAGUCCCUCACAGGCUAUUAUUCUGCUCUGGGUGCUGAGCGUCGCAAUCGAGUCCUCUCAGGCCUCUAUAUGGGCCGUUCAGAUACUCAGCUGGUGGUUCGACAGGCUUCCCUCCACGUCUGGAAGAUUGUGGUGUCCAACACUCCCAGAACUCUGAGAGAGAUCCUCCCAACCCUCUUCACUCUCUUGCUGGGCUCCUGGCUUCUACCUUGCCCCUGACAAGAGAACGAUCGCUGCUCGGACGCUGGUGAUCUGGUGAGGAUUGGAGAGAAGAUUCUCCCUGAGAUCAUUCCCAUCCUGGAGGAGGGACUACGUUCUGAUAAAAGUGAUGAAAGGCAGGGUGUCUGCAUUGGCCUCAGUGAGAUCAUGAAGUCCACCAGCAAAGACGCAGUGCUUGUGUUCUCUGAGUCACUGGUCCCCACAGUGAGGAAGGCUCUCUGUGACCCUCUGGAGGAGGUUCGAGAGGCUGCAGCCAAGACCUUUGAGCAACUCCAUGCAACAAUCGGCCACCAGGCCCUGGAUGACAUCCUGCCAACUCUGCUCAAACAGCUGGAUGAUGAGGAUACAGCUGAGUUUGCUUUGGAUGGUUUGAAGCAAGUCAUGGCAGUGAAGAGUCGCUCUGUGCUACCUUACUUGGUUCCAAAGCUGACUGCUUCUCCUGUGAACACCCGGGUGUUGGCCUUCCUUUCUGCUGUGGCUGGAGACGCUCUGACACGCCACCUAGGGGUCAUCCUGCCUGCCCUGCUGUCCUCUCUUAAAGGAAAGCUGGGAGCAGAGGAUGAGGCACAGGAGUUGUGCAGCUGUCAGACAGUGAUCCUUUCUGUGGAGGAUGAAGUGGGCCAGCGGAUCAUCAUAGAGGACCUGCUGGAGGCCACACGAGGAGCCGACCCUGGCCUCAGACAGGCUGCUGCUACCAUUCUCAACGCCUAUUUUGCUCGCACCCGCCUGGACUACAGCGCCCACACACGCACCUUGUUGUCAGGCCUCAUUCGCCUUCUUAAUGACUCCAACCCAGAGGUGCUGUCACAAAGCUGGGACACAAUCAACUCCAUUACCAAGAAGCUGGAUGCGAGCAGCCAGCUGGCUCUAAUCGAUGAUCUGCAUCGAGACAUUAAAUCAGCAGCUGCAGACGUGAAGGGUCAGCAUCUGCCUGGCUUUUGUCUUCCCAAGAAGGGUGUAACAUGUAUCCUGCCGGUCCUGAGAGAAGGUGUCCUCACUGGCAGCCCUGAGCAGAAAGAAGAGGCAGCUAAAGCAUUAGGUGGUGUCAUUAAACUGACCUCUCCUGAGGCUCUCCGACCGUCUGUUGUCAACAUUACCGGACCUCUUAUUCGUAUCUUGGGAGACCGUUUUGCAUGGACAGUGAAAACCGCCUUGCUGGAGACUCUCACCCUGCUGCUGGCAAAGGUGGGCAUCGCUCUGAAGCCCUUCCUGCCACAGCUGCAGACCACCUUCCUGAAGGCCCUGCAGGAUUCGAGCCGUGCAGUGAGGCUAAGGGCCGCUGAGGCUCUGGGUCAGCUGGUUUCCAUCCACACCAAGGUCGACCCACUCUUCACCGAGCAACUGUCAGCGAUUCGCAAUGCCGAGGACUCUGGAGUCAGGGAGACUAUGCUCCAAGCCUUGAGGUUUGUCAUUCAGGGGGCCGGAUCAAAGGUGGACCCAGCCAUUCGCAAAAACAUCACCACCACAUUACUAGGCAUGCUGGGACAUGAUGAGGAUGCAACCCGUAUGGCCUCCGCUGGCUGUGUUGGUGAGCUGUGUGCCUUCCUGUCAGAGGAGGAGCUGAAGAGUGUGUUACUUCAGCAUGUCUUGGCCGACGUGUCUGGUGUGGACUGGAUGGUGCGUCAUGGUCGUAGUUUGGCUCUGGCCAUAGCUGUCAAAUCAGCUCCUGAGAAGCUGUGUGGGAAGGACUACUGUGACACUGUGGCAGAGACAAUUUUGGCCAACGCCACUGCUGACAGGAUUCCCAUUGCUACCAGUGGGAUCAGAGGUAUGGGAUUCCUGAUGAGGCAUCAGUUCAAAACAGAGGGAGGCAGUAGUGUUUCCCAACGCAUCAUCACACAUUUUGUUAAGUGUCUUCAGAAUCAGUCCAGUGACAUCAGACUGGUGUCGGAGCGGGUGCUGUGGUGGGUAUUUAAAGACCCAUCACCAUCCAUGGAGGCCAGUCUCAUAAAGCCGCUGCUGAAGAGCCUGCUGGACAACACCAAGGACAAGAACACCAGUGUCAGAGCGCAGAGCGAACACACAAUCGUUAACCUGCUACGACUGCGCCAGGGAGAGGAAACUAUGCAGACUAUCACUGCCAUUCUGGACUCUGCAAGUAACGACCUGCUGUCAGAGUGUCACCGCCGGUCUUUGAAGAAAAUUGCCAGCCUGCCAGACUCCAAUGAAGAGAUUGAUGACACCAUCUUAACAUGAUGGAGCAGGACUAAACAAUAAAGUGACAUCUGCAGAAGUCAACAGAAGCUUGACAGACAUAUUAAACAAAUCUCCCGUGUAUGAGAACCCCAGACACACUCGGCACACAUGUUGCCCUUCAUAGGCUGAGGCUGAGAUUAGUGUUUUGACUGGUUUUCCUACAUACUGUAUUCCCCAACAAAUUUAUUUUUUUCUUUCUCAUUUUACAUCUUUGUUUCAACAGCCUUUAUCCCCAAUUUAUAAUUUGUUUUAUUUUAUCUUGCGAUGUGCAGGUUAUUCUCCUGUAUUGAGCUACAUUAGGAAUGCCAAAUUUGUUUUGAUAUUUCAAUGUUUUGCUACUUAUUUUAUCAAGCUGAUUUCAAGCAUUGCCUCUGUAUUGAAAGAGUAUUCCUGUCUUUAACUUUUAUUUGAACCUUGUGUGCGAGAGUUAGUUGUUUGGGGAAAGCAACCUCUUAUAAGAAUACAAAUCAUUCUUAUGUCAAUGAUACAGUUGUAAAAAGGCAAUACAAAAUAAAAAGAUCUUGAUUUCA
This is a messenger RNA of Acanthochromis polyacanthus (spiny chromis), 8525 nucleotides long. It is a transcript of the gene gcn1, whose product is annotated as GCN1 activator of EIF2AK4. Lineage: Eukaryota; Metazoa; Chordata; Actinopteri; Pomacentridae. The record is from RefSeq and is a predicted model, not a curated record. Gene Ontology annotation, cellular component: cytosol. Gene Ontology annotation, molecular function: protein kinase regulator activity; protein binding. Gene Ontology annotation, biological process: cellular response to amino acid starvation; regulation of translation.